Messenger RNA from Eimeria maxima, 1254 nucleotides. RefSeq lists its product as hypothetical. Lineage: Eukaryota; Apicomplexa; Conoidasida; Eucoccidiorida; Eimeriidae. The transcript has 6 exons. Bases 1 to 1254 code for a protein of 417 amino acids. The record is from RefSeq and is a predicted model, not a curated record.
AUGGAGGCAAUUUUAAUUCAAGUCGUGUGGGUAAUACUUUUCUUUCUUUGUUUCUUUGCUAGUUUGUUGCUGCACAAACUUUCGCCGCAGCCAACCUUGAACGAUUUCCUUGCCACGACUGGUCGGCGCUACUUCGCCUCGAGCGCCGUCGUCUUCUGCAGGGAUGAUAGAGCGGGAACGGGACCAGCUGCAGGUCGGUCUUCUAACAACAAGCAAUCCCCAGAAAAAAUGUGCAGUGUACACACACCUCUAUUCCUUCAGUCGAAGUUGUCGCGUCAGAUGCACAAAGAUGCAGAAGACUUCAAAGAGAACACCGAAGAGGCCUUGGAAGAGGAGGAACAGCAAACAACAGCUUCUUGUGCCCCUGGAAAGAGGAAAAUAAUUGUUGUAGAAGAAGCACCAGAAGAAGCACCAAAAGAGAAACGACACAAGAAACCCCCCCCUGCUGCGCCUCCUCCUCCAUCUCCACCUCAAGUUCAAAUAAUACCUUUGCCUUUUCCUAUACAAAAAGAAGGAGAAGUAGAGAAAAGGCAUGAAGAAGAAGAGAAGGGGAUUAAGGAGAAGGAGCAACUUAAAGAAGUGCACGGCCUGUCACACAAAACCCAACUGCGUCCUAUUCAACGUACAUACACAGAGGCGCUGCCUCAUGGAGAAGAAAUAGGAGAAGAAAAAAGGAUUCACGCAGAAGAGAUGGAGGCACCAGAGGGAGAAAGGGGGGAAGAGGGAAAAGAAGAAAAAGUUCAAAAAAUAUCUCAAGAGACACGUGAAGUACCCGAAGAAGAGGAGGAAGGAGAGGAAACCCCUGAAGGGGAACUCAAACCUACAAGGGAGGAAAGGAGAAAACUUAGGGAGGAAGAAAGAGAAGAGAGGGAGGAGAGAGAGGAGGAGAGGGAGCGGCAAAGAGAAAAGGAAAAGGAAAUAGAAGAAGAGAAAGAGGAAGAAAAAAAGGAAGAAGCAGCGAAAGAGGAAGAAAGGAAGGAAGAAGCAGCGAAAGAAGAAGAAAAAGAAAAGGAGAGAAAAGAAGAGGAAGAAGCAAAGGAGGCAGCAAAAGCAGCAGAAGAAGAAGAAAAGGAGAAAGAAGAAAUAGAAAGGGAAAGAGAAAAAGAGGAAAAAGAAAUAUUAAAAAUUCCUUUACCGCCAAUUCCUUCGGAGCUUCCCCCUCCUAAGAUAUCACCAGAGGAGGAACUCAUAAAGAAAGAAGAGGAAAAAGAAGGAAAAACAAGUAUAUGGUGCGAUUUAAUUCAAUAUAACUAG